This is a messenger RNA of Rubroshorea leprosula, 846 nucleotides long. The record is from the annotation of a GenBank genome assembly. Lineage: Eukaryota; Viridiplantae; Streptophyta; Magnoliopsida; Malvales; Dipterocarpaceae.
CAAAAGGUGUAUUUAUUUUGUUCAAAACUCAUUAUGGUGUACUUGGGAGAACACACACAUGGGCCAGAGCCAACCUCACUUGAACUCAAUCAAGCGAUAACUUCCCAUUACAAGAUUCUGAGUUCUGUCCUUGGAAGUGUUGUUAGACUUCUCAAGACACUCUACUCUCUUUGGAGUCCUGCAGCUAUUAAAUCUGCAAUAAUGACUACGGCAAGAACACUAGAUAAUGAAGAGCAACCAAUGAAAGAUUCUUCAACCAACAAUACAGCAACUCCAUUUGCGUAUGGGGCAGGAGAGGUAACACCAAACCAAGCAAUGGAUCCUGGCCUCAUUUAUGACUUGACGAUUGAUGAUUACUUGAACUACCUCUGCGGUCAGGGAUACAACACAAGCUUGCUCAAAAGGUUCACAACCAAGCCAUUUGCAUGUCCCAAGUCAUACAACUUAUCAGACUUCAACUACCCUUCAAUUUCACUUUCUGAAUUGAGCGGUGAGGUGACUGUCACUCGAAGGGCAAAGAAUGUUGGACAUCCAGGAACAUACUUUGCACGUAUCAAGUCACCUACUGGAGUCUCGGUAUCAGUUAAACCGGAGACAUUGACAUUCAAAAAAAUGGGUGAAGAGAAGAAAUUCGUAGUCACAUUCCACCCUAUGAGUAAAGUAGAGUCUAGAGAUUUUGUAUUUGGACAGUUGGUUUGGUCUGACUCUGACGGGAAACAUAAAGUUAUGAGUCCUAUAGUUAUAAGGCGCAAGUAGAGGUAAGACAUAUUGAUAAGGGCUCAAAACUUUCAUGAUCUAUGUAAGGAUUUGAACUUUUAAUCUUCUUAAUAAAAGUGUUAGACUUGU